CAGAUUCCUCUGUAGGACUUGUUUCUGGCCUUGAGUUUGCUGUCACGGUUAAGACCGAUCUGAGCCAUCUGUUUAUUCGUUGACGAUCCAUCUGACCGUGGGGAGUUGUCGGAGGGAUCGGGUUUUGUCGGGAAGAUCGAUCUGAGUCCUUUCGGUGUUGUGGUCGUGAUCGAUCGGCGUCGAUAUAGAAUGGCUCUCUACCCGUUCUUCCGGGAUUCGAACAUGGGAUCUCUGGCGGACACGAUGCGGCAGAUGAUCUCGAUGGGUGAUAACAUGGUGAGAGGGCUCGACGAGCCCACUCGCGCGUUCAUGCGGGAAUCGAGCGCUAUGGCCAACACAUCGGUGGACGUGAAGGAGACGGCCACGGCGUUCCAGUUCGUGGCUGAUUUGCCCGGACUUAGUCGGGAGGAGGUUAAGGUGCAACUGGAGGACGGCAACACACUCGUCAUCAGCGGCGAGCGUCAUCGCGAGACGAAGGAGGGAGAGCCUGGUGCCAAGUACCAUCGCAUGGAGCGAAGCACGGGAAAGUUCAUGCGACGCUUCACGUUGCCGCAGAAUGUGGAGGUGGAGAAAAUUGGCGCGCAGUGCAAGGACGGACUCCUCACUGUCACGGUACCGAAGGCUCCGCCCAAGGAGCCGGAGAAGCCCAAGGAAGAAGAAGAGAAGUUGAAGGAGGUGGAUGAAGAAGAGGAAGGACCGCCACUGCAAAGGAGUAGUGGGCAGCCCAGUAGUAAUACCGGUGGAGACCURGAGAAGAGGAUAUCUGAAUGGGUUGCCAACCUGACUGUGGGAGAAGAGGAAGAGGUUAGUAUGUACAUCCCGCAGGAUCAGCAAGAAGCCGCCAUGAAGGCUUGGGAGGUAGAGAAAGACCCUCUGAAAUGUCAAGCGUUGGAAGACGAGAAGAGGAUGGAAUGGAAAUUAGCGGUGAUGCGGGAGAAGAAGAGGAGAAUUGACAAGGCAGCGGAGGCGGCAGAGGCCUUAAAGGAAGUGAAGAACAUAGAGGCGCAAUUAGCCGCCCAACCCGAUCUCCCGAAUAAGAUGCGAGUUAUAGCUCGAAGCGUUGCAUGCCUGGCACGGGUUCAGGCAGACCAAUAUGACUUUAGCAGAAGCCAGGACAUAGCGGUGCGCUCGAUACGGUUGGGCUUUCGAGACUUUGCUCGUGAGCUGGUAGGCGCCGUUGGAGUCGAGGUGGGUCAUCGCCUCGACAAGACUGAACGGUUUUGCGCCGGCGCCAUUGAAGGCGUCAAGGCGGCAGCUCCCAAGGAGGAGGAAGCACGUCCUCCUCGCCGGGAGCCUGGCAAAGUUAAGUUCCCCGAUUCCUACAGCGGGAAGAGGGAGGAAAACUUUGACAAUUGGGAGGCCAACGUUAAGACCUAUGUGCACUUGCAACAGGUCUCCCUAGAUCAGCAAGUCCUAAUUGCUAUCCACGCACUGAGAGAUGAGGCCGCCAAUUUUGCAAGGUCCCUAGCGUAUUUUCGCCUAGAGAAGUAUGGGAAAGUGGAAAAGGUCCUCCACUCCCUGACUCUCUUCGUAGAAGAUAGCCUCCUAUUCGACAUUGUUCUGGGAAUGGAUUGGGGAGAGGCAGCCGGGGCCACGCUCCAUUUGAAGGAGCACGAGUGUAGGCUGCUUGGUUCGUCAGGCGAGGCCAAGACUACCCGCCUGUUUCAUGUGUCAGGGGCAGAGAAUUCCUUGGCGCACUGCUGCCUUAGUGCCCCCUCGUUCACCAGAUUGGUGAAAAAGGAGAAACGAGAGGAACAGGUUUUUAUUGCCUAUGUCAGGCCAGUGACUGAGCCUAAGGAAGAGAAGCCCGUAGACCCUGCUAUCGCCAAAUUGCUGGAAGAGUUUGAGGAUUUAACUGAGCCGCCGACAGGCACGGUGCCGCGGCCCAUCCAGCACCGUAUUGAGAUAGAGCCUGGCAGUAGAACUCCUAAGGGUGCUGUAUAUAGGAUGUCCCCGCGGGAGUUGGAGGAUCUACGGAAGCAGUUGGACGAGCUUCUCGAAAAGGGUUAGAUUAGGCCCAGUUCGUCUCCUUUUGGAGCCCCUGUUCUCUUUGUCCCUAAGAAAGAGGGAGGGCUGAGGAUGUGUAUAGACUAUAGGGGUCUGAAUGCUAUUACAGUAAAGAAUGCUGAGCCAC
Molecule: messenger RNA, 2134 nt
Organism: Chara braunii
Lineage: Eukaryota; Viridiplantae; Streptophyta; Charophyceae; Charales; Characeae
Source: the annotation of a GenBank genome assembly